AUGCAGCAGAGCAGCGCGCCAGAGUUCAUUCUCGAGGCCUUUGCGGACCCGGCCUCCGUGAGGGACGUCGUCAAAGGAAUCCUCCACACAAUCUUCUUCCACCGCUUCUUCCCCGCCGUCGUCCCCUACACCCGCGAAGUCCUAGACCUGACCCUCCCCUACGUCGACGACGUCGAGCUCGAGACCAUGAUCGAACAGCGCGCCACCGCCCUCGUCCGCCAGCUCGACGCGGAGCGCUCCUCGUCCGGCUCCGGCGGCAGCGGCGGGGGGCGCGGCCAGCUCACCGUCCAGUUCUUUGAGAAGAAGCGCCGCAAGGCCUGGCUCAUGCGCGGCGACGAGGAGGUCUGCUGGGAGUGCUGGACCGUCAAGGUCACGGUCGCGGAGCCCAGGACGGAGACUGAGCGAGCCAAAGUCCGAAAAGCCAUGGAGACGACGCUCAUGACGACCGUCAUGAAGGUUAUCACCUUUGUAAACGCGCACAAGGACCAUAUCCCUCCGAUAACGACACAGGGGUCGAACCCGUUUCCCUAUCAGAUCAACAUUAACCAAAAGGAGUCGGGCUGGGCUACGAGGAUGGGUAUUUACUGA
Colletotrichum godetiae is the source of this 588-nucleotide messenger RNA. RefSeq names its product autophagy-related protein. Lineage: Eukaryota; Fungi; Ascomycota; Sordariomycetes; Glomerellales; Glomerellaceae. Bases 1 to 588 code for a protein of 195 amino acids. Gene Ontology annotation, cellular component: phagophore assembly site. The record is from RefSeq and is a predicted model, not a curated record. The transcript is spliced from 3 exons. Gene Ontology annotation, biological process: autophagy; autophagosome assembly.